AUGACAAUAUCUACUUUCGAUCACGUGUCCGCCAGGCGACUUAGACGGAUUGCGCGUCAUCUCGCCUUCCCCAAAUUUUCUCUAGUGCUGCAGCUCGUAUCCAAAACAUCUUUAUCGACGGCGCGAAAGAUGUUUAACUCUGUGAACCUGGGCAACUUCUGCUCCCAGACGCGCAAGGACCGGACAUCCGAGUUUGGGGACAGGACGGGCUGCGCGUCCAACCUCUAUCUCCCCAGCUGCACGUACUACGUGCCCGAGUUUUCCGCCGUGUCGUCGUUUCUUCCGCAGGCCCCGUCCCGCCAGAUCAGCUACCCGUACUCCACCAACCUCUCUCAAGUGCAGCCGGUUCGGGAAGUGUCCUACGGCUUGGACCCGGCCAGCAAAUGGCACCACCGGAGCAAUUACGCGUCGUGCUACUCGGCGGGAGACGAGCUGGUGCACAGGGACUGCCUUCCGCCUUCCACCAUGACAGAAAUGCUCAUGAAGAACGAGAGCGCAUACAGCCACCACCACGCACAUCACCACCACCACCACCACCCCGGCUCCAAUCACCCCUCCGCCGGCUUCUACUCCGGCGUGCACGCCAAGAAUAACGUCCUCCCGCAAGGCUUUGACCGCUUCUUCGAGACGGCAUACUGCAGUGGUACAGACAAUCAGACGGACACUUGUUUACAAAAAGCCGAGGGGGGGAAGCUGAUGGGCGGCGGCGGUGGCGCUACUGCCGGAGACCCCCAACAGCAGCAGCAACAACAGCAACAGCAACAGCAACAGCAACAGCAGCAGCAGUCCGGCUCGGCAGCGUCGGAGCAGGACAAAGAGCCGGACGACGACGAGGCCGACGCAGACGCCGAGGAGGAGCACACCAACUCGGGUUCCUGCACGUCAUCCUCCGCGGCCACCAAGGAAGGCACCGGCAUCAAGAGCAGCCACUCCAGCACUCAACGCACACGGAAGAAAAGGUGUCCUUAUUCAAAGUUCCAAAUCCGAGAACUGGAGCGGGAGUUCUUCUUUAACGUUUACAUCAACAAGGAGAAACGUCUGCAGCUCUCCCGCAUGUUAAACCUCACCGACCGCCAGGUGAAAAUAUGGUUUCAGAAUAGACGAAUGAAAGAAAAGAAGCUGAGCAGGGAUCGCCUGCAGUAUUUCUCCGGGAAUCCCUUGUUGUGA
Nerophis lumbriciformis (worm pipefish) is the source of this 1167-nucleotide messenger RNA. The record is from RefSeq and is a predicted model, not a curated record. Lineage: Eukaryota; Metazoa; Chordata; Actinopteri; Syngnathiformes; Syngnathidae.